UAGCAGCACUAGCAGCAGGCUCCCCCACUCUCAGCCUAACAACAACGCGCUGCUUUUUGCAACCGUAGCGUAGUGUAGAGUCUCUCCCUCUUUUUUAGAGGCUAUACACAGCAAAGAUUCGGGCUUUAGGUUAUGCUUUCACGUCGUCGGCAACUAAUUCAGCGACCAAAGUCGUAUCUGUGCAUUGUAAAUAUCGAAAACGCUUGACGAGACAGGUUGACGGCUCGCGCGCGCUAAUAAUUUCGCCGCUACGAUACAAAAAUACUGCAUUCGCUCGACUGGACCUGCACGAUUUAAGAAACAGGACGAAUUGUGUUACUACAUGCAUACGUGUUAUACGUUGGGCUUUUUCUGUUGUACUUAAUGCGUGUAUGAGUAGCGUCUACGAGUGCGAUUCUAGGCUUCGUUGUGCGAAAAAUGAAGGUUUUACGUUCCGAAACUCGAGUUUGAUGAAUUUGAGACUAUAAUAAAGUUCAACGAUAUAGCGAACAAUGGCGAGUCCACCUGAACAACUUUCGCCGUUGACGCCAUCCACUUCUGUUAAUCAGGACAGCCCAAUGGGUAUUUUGAACCAGCAACCUAGUCCGGUGUCGAUCCAACAACAACAACAGCAGCAGCAGCAACUUACUUUUAAUGUGACUGCAAAUCAACAGCAGACUUUGACAAUGACUCUGAAUCAGUUGACAAGUGCACCUCAACAAAGCCCAAGCCCUCAGAGUUUUGAUAGUCAAUCAGCUAAUCAAACCUCGUUGAUGCAACAAUCAGCACAGCCACAGUUCAUACAGAUGCCUGUUAUGGCUCACAAUAACCAUAAUUCCGUAGUUCAACAGCCUGUGGGAAAUUUAAAACAAGAUGGACAAAUUCACAAUAUUCAAUUAGAUCAAAAUGGACAGUGCGAUACUCCACCCCUACCAGGAUCAUCUUUGCAAGGUCAAAUUACAUUGAGUACAGGCAAUCAAUCACAACCUACAAGCAAUGGUUCAUCCUCAAUGAUCAAUGGUUCAAUUGAUUCUCCUUUAUCCAAUGGAUCUUCAAACCUUUCAAAUCCUAAUAAAAAAUCAGAUUACCAAUCAUUACUUAAAGCGAUUCAAGUAAUGGAAGAAAAAGGAUUACAAGAAGAUCCAAGAUAUUUUCAACUUUUAGCAUUAAAAGAACGUCAUUUCGAAAACCCUGUAGAAAACAAGCAGUCAUUAAACAGCCAACAGAUUCAUCAGCUACGAGCUCAAAUAAUGGCAUAUCGAGUUUUAGCACGUAAUCAACCUCUCACUCAAAGUCAAAUUGCUGCUGUGCAAGGUAUUAAAACUGAAACAAGCUCAACUGUAAAUCAACCACCAAAUGGAAUAACAGGUCCACCGAAGCCAGGGCAAGGUCCUCCACAAGUAGGAAUUUUUACAAAGAAUAAACUAGCACCUUCAGGUAAACCCGCUCCUGUUGAUCCACUAGUCAUAAUUCAAGAAAGAGAAAACCGAGUUGCAUCAAGAAUAGCUCUGCGUAUGGAACAACUCAAUUACCUGCCUACUAAUAUGCCUGAAGAUCUUCGUACUCAAGCCCAAAUUGAGCUUGGAAUGCUUAGGGUCUUAAAUUUCCAAAGACAACUUAGAAGUGAAAUUAUAGCUUGUACUCGCAGAGAUACUACUCUUGAAACAGCCGUUAAUGUUAAGACAAAUAAACGAUCUAAGCGUCAAGGACUUCGAGAAGCUAGAGCUACAGAGAAACUCGAGAAACAGCAGAAGUUGGAAGCAGAAAGAAAAAAGCGUCAAAAACACCAAGAAUUCCUCAGUUGUGUGUUGCAGCAUAGUAAAGAUUUCAAAGAAUUUCACAGAAAUAAUGUUGCACGAAUGGGUCGAAUUAAUAAAGCUAUUCUUACUCAUCAUGCUAACGCAGAAAGAGAACAGAAGAAAGAACAAGAAAGGAUAGAAAAAGAACGUAUGCGUCGUCUUAUGGCUGAAGAUGAAGAGGGUUACAGAAAACUUAUUGAUCAAAAGAAAGAUAAACGUCUAGCGUUCCUUCUAUCACAAACUGAUGAGUAUAUAUGUAAUUUAACUGAGAUGGUUAAACAACACAAAAUGGAACAGAAAAAGAAACAAGUUGAAGCAGAAAAGAGAAAGAAAAAGAAGAAAAGAUAUCAGGAUGGUGAAUUAGGAGAUGGUGAAGAUGAGAAUAGUCGGGUUAGUGUGGUAGAAAUAGCCACUGGUCGAACUCUGAGUGGUGAAGAUGCUCCAACAGUUGCUCAACUCAAUUCGUUUUUGGAAUCUCAUCCUGGUUGGGAACCAAUGGAAUCUGACAGUGAAUAUGAAGAUGAUGAAGAUGAAGACAGUAAUGAAGAGAAGAAAAUGAGAGAUAAUGAAGCUGAAGAAGAAGAGGAGAAAGUCAAGAAAACCAUUCAGAAAGCUAAAGUUGAAGAUGAUGAGUACAAAACUGAAGAACAAACUUAUUAUAAUAUUGCUCACACUAUCAAUGAAACAGUUACCCAGCAAGCAUCUAUAAUGGUUAAUGGAAAACUAAAAGAAUAUCAAAUUAGAGGUCUUGAAUGGAUGGUUUCAUUAUUUAAUAACAAUCUUAAUGGUAUUUUAGCUGAUGAGAUGGGUCUGGGUAAAACAAUUCAAACUAUAUCUUUGAUAACUUAUCUCAUGGAGAAAAAGAGAGUGAAUGGCCCGUUUCUUAUUAUUGUUCCGUUAUCUACUCUUUCAAAUUGGAUGCUCGAAUUUGAAAAAUGGGCUCCAAGUGUUGUUGUUGUUUCGUAUAAGGGGUCUCCAGCUGGCAGAAGAGCGAUACAAUCUCAAAUGCGUGCCACUAAGUUCAAUGUACUACUGACUACUUAUGAGUACAUUAUAAAAGACAAAAGUGUCUUGGCCAAGUUACAAUGGAAAUACAUGAUUAUUGAUGAGGGUCACAGAAUGAAAAAUCAUCACUGUAAAUUAACUCAAGUUCUGAAUACACAUUAUCUGGCAUCUCAUCGUCUACUUCUAACUGGAACACCGUUGCAAAACAAACUUCCAGAGCUUUGGGCGCUGUUAAAUUUCUUACUUCCAUCGAUCUUUAAGUCGUGCAGUACUUUCGAGCAGUGGUUCAACGCACCUUUCGCGACCACCGGUGAAAAAGUCGAGCUUAACGAAGAAGAGACGAUACUUAUUAUUCGGCGUUUACAUAAAGUUUUGCGUCCUUUCCUGCUGAGACGUCUCAAGAAAGAAGUCGAGUCUCAGCUGCCUGACAAAGUAGAGUAUAUAAUUAAGUGUGAUAUGUCUGGGUUACAAAAAGUUCUUUACAAACAUAUGCAAAGUAAAGGUAUUUUGCUUACUGAUGGAUCAGAAAAGGGUAAACGUGGAAAAGGUGGUGCAAAGGCUUUAAUGAACACAAUUGUACAACUCCGCAAACUUUGUAAUCACCCUUUCAUGUUCCAAGCUAUUGAAGAAAAAUAUUGUGAACAUAAAGGUAUUCCAGGAGGUGGUCUCAUAAGUGGACCAGAUCUAUACAGAGUAUCUGGCAAAUUUGAGCUUUUAGAUAGAAUUUUACCAAAAUUGAAAGCUACAAAUCAUAGAGUAUUAUUGUUUUGUCAAAUGACCCAGUUGAUGACCAUUAUGGAAGAUUAUUUAAAUUGGCGUCAAUUUAAAUAUCUUAGAUUGGAUGGUACUACAAAAUCCGAAGACAGAGGUGAUCUUUUGAAAAAAUUCAAUGAUCCAGGAUCAGAUUAUUUCCUAUUUAUUCUGUCUACUCGUGCUGGAGGUCUUGGGUUAAAUCUACAAGCUGCGGACACUGUUAUUAUCUUUGAUUCAGAUUGGAAUCCUCAUCAAGAUUUGCAGGCUCAAGACAGAGCUCAUCGAAUUGGUCAGAAAAAUGAAGUACGAGUAUUACGAUUAAUGACUGUGAAUUCAGUUGAAGAGAGAAUUUUAGCUGCUGCCAGAUACAAGCUCAAUAUGGACGAAAAAGUCAUCCAAGCUGGUAUGUUCGAUCAGAAAUCUACGGGCUCCGAGCGUCAGCAAUUCCUUCAAACGAUUUUGCAUCAAGAUGACGCUGACGACGAGGAAGAAAAUGAAGUACCCGAUGACGAGACUGUGAACCAAAUGAUUGCCAGGUCUGAAGGCGAAUUUGAAUCUUUCCAAAAACUCGAUACAGAAAGAAGACAGCAAGAAGCUGCGAUGGGAAUCAGGACGCGUCUACUCGACGAAAGCGAACUUCCAGAAUGGCUUACUCAAGAUGAAGAAGACGUUGAGAAAUGGGCCUACGAAGAAGAUGAAGAUAAAGUGGUAUUUGGACGUGGUUCGAGACAACGAAAGGAAGUCGACUACACCAAUAGCCUUACUGAAAAAGAGUGGCUCGAAGCGAUUGGGGAAGAAGUCGAAGGUGGCGAGGAAGAAGAGGACAACGAUAGAAGAAAUAAGAAGGGAUCGAGAAAACGAAAGAGGAAAGGCGACGAAGACGAUGAUCUGAUGCCGAAGAAAAGGAAAAAUUUGAUCGAUCCAAAACUGAAAAAGUGUAUGAAAAAGAUCAUCAGCUGCGUUAUAUCUUACAAUGACACACCCGACGGUCGUGCAGUGAGCGAAAUAUUUAUGGAUCUACCGCCUCGUCGUGACUUCCCGGAUUAUUACGAAAUCAUCAAGAAGCCACUCUGCAUAAACAAGAUACUGCAAAAGAUAGACGACGGCAAGUAUCCGGAUUUGGACGAACUCGAAAAGGACUUUACGCAGCUAUGCAAAAACGCUCAGAUCUACAACGAAGAAAAGUCAAUGGUCUACGAGAACUCGCUCGUUCUGGAGAAGAUCUUUGAAAACGCACGCAAAAAGCUAGAGGCAAAGUUCUUGGCGGAUAAGGCCGAACGCGAGGCCAGGGAAGCGUCCCACAUUGCGGCCGUCGAGGCGACCGGCAGCAACGACGACACGACCGAUCCGAGCGUGAAGAUGCGCAUCAAGCUGAAAAGUCGUAAGAGCGAAGCCACGCAGAGUACAAGCGCGCCCAGCACGAGUCGUGGUGGUCGGAGAAAGAAAGCAGCCAAAAAGUUUAUGUUCGAUGACGACGAUGAAGACGACGAGCCCGUCAAUCCGUUGGUGAUCGCCGGGGACAACUGACAGGAGGAGUCCGAGUCGACUGUUGAGGAAUCUGAAAUGCCAUCGUGAAACGCCUCUGCCUCGGCUCUAGACUGUUUUAGCUAUUAAGCUGAGUAUAUUUUUUUUUUUAGGAAAACUAAACGAAAUCGUUUCAUUUCGUCGAGCAUUGAUCUAAUUAUUGUAUAGCCGAGCUAUUGCAUUUCAAAUCGUCAAUAGAUAAGACUCAAGAAUAAAACUUGUAAAAUAUAUUUUGUAACGAAGAAAAAACAAAUAAUUAAGAGUGUUAAAAAUUUAUUAUUAACUAUUGGUUGUUCCAAAUAGAUGAAGUAGUAUGUACGUAUUUGAUACUUUCUAUAAAUUUCAUUGUGUUUGACUAAUCAACUUAGUGUAUUAAGUUGACAAGUUUCCAAAACCGUGUGAGACGGUUUCUUUUUGUAAUAAAUGAUAAUGUACAUAUUAAACCAAAAUAAAAAUGCUAUU
This is a messenger RNA of Trichogramma pretiosum, 5522 nucleotides long. RefSeq names its product ATP-dependent helicase brm-like. Gene Ontology annotation, biological process: positive regulation of transcription by RNA polymerase II. The transcript is spliced from 2 exons. Gene Ontology annotation, cellular component: nucleus. The record is from RefSeq and is a predicted model, not a curated record. Gene Ontology annotation, molecular function: ATP binding; transcription factor binding; DNA binding. Bases 492 to 5063 code for a protein of 1523 amino acids. NCBI's taxonomy places the organism in Eukaryota, Metazoa, Arthropoda, Insecta, Hymenoptera, Trichogrammatidae.